Molecule: messenger RNA, 3062 nt
Organism: Harpegnathos saltator (Jerdon's jumping ant)
Lineage: Eukaryota; Metazoa; Arthropoda; Insecta; Hymenoptera; Formicidae
Product: ATP-binding cassette sub-family G member 1
Exons: 12
Coding region: 327-2222 (631 amino acids)
Biological process (GO): transmembrane transport
Cellular component (GO): plasma membrane
Molecular function (GO): ATP hydrolysis activity; ATP binding; ABC-type transporter activity
Source: RefSeq, a predicted model, not a curated record
UCGUCGCUGCUAGCAGCGUGCUCAGUCUUUGGCUGAUUUGUUGCUUCGCUUGUGGAGCGACGAUCCGCUCACGUUAAUUGGCGAGCAACAGUCGGUGCGGUUAAGCAUCUUUCAGUCGCAGUUAGCAUUGUAAUUGUGUAUUUCUAAAAACGUAGUGAUUUUCGUAUGUGAAACUCGAACGGAGUGUUUAAUUUGCAUCGGACAGAGACAGACUCAGUUGCUUGUAUUAUUUCGCCGCCGAUGCUGAACAAUUUGUUACAUCACGUAGGAAGAUAGUGGAUGAUUUAAGAAGUUAAGUCGUUCGUGGAGUCUCAAUUGUUAUCAUUAUGGAGGUCAUUCCGGAAAACAACGCAAAAAGAAUCAACGAUCAACACGAUGACAUAAAAAAUGCCUUUAGCGAUAACGACUCCGCGCGAAUGUCGCAUCUAUCAAAAAUGACUGCCGUAGACAUCGAAUUCAAUGAUUUGAUGUAUUCACCAGGCUCUCGUAAAGGGUCAAACUUAAUUCUGAAGGGAAUCAGUGGACAAUUCAAGUCAGGCGAAUUGACAGCGAUAUUGGGCCCUUCCGGUGCCGGGAAAUCGACGCUAUUAAAUAUUCUCGCGGGUUAUAAAUGUACGGAGAUAAAUGGCACUGUAAAUAUCAAUGGACAACCGCGAGACAUUAAUGAAUUUAAGAAAAUGUCAUGUUACAUCAUGCAACAGGAUCUCGUGCAGCCGAAACUCACGAUUUUAGAAGCGAUGACGUUUGCCGCCGACUUGAAACUUGGCAAAAGGAAAUCCCAGUUCGAGAAAAGUACUGCCAUAAACGAAAUUCUAAACAUACUGCGAUUAUGGAAAUCACGAAACACGUUUACAGAGAAUCUCUCUGGGGGUGAGAGGAAGAGACUGAUGAUCGCUCUCGAACUAGUAAAUAAUCCACCAGUUAUAUUCCUCGACGAACCAACAACCGGCGUAGAUGAGCUAUCCUCUUUACAGUGUAUCGAGCUAUUGAGAACAUUGGCGCAUUUCGGACGCACUAUAAUCUGCUCGAUACACACUCCCAGCGCGAGAACAUUUAAAAAAUUUGACAACAUCUACGUUAUCACUAACGGACAAUGCAUCUACAGAGGCACCGCCAGCGGCUUAGUGCCGUAUAUGCAAAGCAUAGAUAUAGAAUGUCCGAAACACUACAAUCCCGCAGACUUUGUGGUGGAAAUCUCAUCGGGCGAGUACGGCUCUGAUCUGAUUGAGCGAAUGAUCACUUGUGUGGAAACGAAGUUGCCGAUUUUACCGAUUGAUCGAUCGAGGCAAAUGUUCGAACUCGAAAAGAAAAAUCCAAACAUAUUUUGGUUCGAUCAAUUCAACGUACUAAUUAAGAGGAUGAUGACGCAGCUCUUUCGAGAUACGUAUAACAUGCACUUGAAGAUAGUUUUACACGUGUUCUUGGGAUUAGUCAUUGGUGGACUUUUCUUCAACAUGGGCAACGAUGGGUCCAAGGCUCUCUUCAACUUUGGCUUUUGUUUCGCGUGCAUUAUUGUAUUCCUCUACAUACCUAUGCUACCUGUUUUACUGACAUAUCCUGGACAAAUUCUACUGAUGAAGCGGGAGCACUUCAACAGAUGGUACAAUAUUAGCGCUUACUACUGGGCAUUAACAGUAGUCAAUAUACCUCAACAGAUACUGCUAGCAGUUAUAUAUCUCACAAUGGUCUACCUGAUUACCGGACAACCUUUGGAAUGGCAGAGAUGCUCCAUGUUCUUCAGCACUUGCUUUCUAUGCACCUUUAUUUCUGAGAGCAUAGCGCACAGCAUCGCCAGCACGUUGAAUGUCGUGAAUAGUAUAUUCUUCGGGCCUGUUAUUACCUGUCCCUUAAUACUGAUUGCGAUGCAAAACUUUGGUGAUCCUACGCCAUUACCGAUUUAUCGAACAUUACUUAUGUACAUGAGUUAUAUCCGAUAUGGACUGGAGGCCCUUAUAGCAGCCAUAUAUGGCGACAGGAAGAAAUUGCCUUGUCCUUUGGAGGAAAUAUAUUGUCAUUUCAGCUCGCCUGUGGAGAUCUUUCGGAUCAUCGGUAGACAAACCGCCCCCAAUUUCUGGAUGAAUAUAUUCGUCCUUGUGAUUAUCUUAUGUAUUUGUAAGGGGAUCUCAUAUUAUUUGCUAAUGCAACGAAUUCGACCAAAUAAAACCUUCCAAAUGUUCCAUCUAAUCGGAAGACUUGUCAAGAAACAUUUCAACGUGCAAUAAAUAAUAGAUAUCAAAGACCAUUUUGAUAUUAUAUGCGUAUUCCGAGACUCUUUAGAUUUAAGUAUUCUAAAUUUGCGACAUGACAGUGACUCUAGGCAUGUGUAACGUGUAAUGUGUUCAACGCUCAACGAGAGAAGAUUUGUAAAAAAAAGUAAAAUUAAUGUUUUAUUAUAUAAGAUAUUUCUUAGUGAAAAACAUAUUAUGAAGUUAAAAAAAAGAAUUUACUAUCUCCUAAUUUCAUGAACAUACCGUUAGUAAAGUGCAACAUGUUUUGUGCGUGUAUUAUGAUUAUUUCACGAUAAAAUAUGAUGAUAGAAAGAAAAGGAAAUAAAGAAAGCGAGAGAGGAAAUGAAAAUUCUAUUUAGUUAAAUAUUAUCGAGGAACAACGAAGUUGUUCACGAUCAGUAUUGCACGAAGUUUGCGUCACGAUACUGCACUAGUGCAAAGUACAAAGUACAAAGUAACACUGGAGUUAUAAAGAAUUGUAAUAUAUUAUUAAAAAAAAAUAUAUUAUUAAACAAAUGUCGAUAGCGUCAUCAUAGAACUAUUAAUAUUUCUCUACUGCAUGCACAUGCAUCCGGUUAUAGAUACAUCCGUAAACAUACUUUGAGCAAAUUAACAUAAUUUUAUGUCAAAAUCAUUUGUCAUCAUUAAACACGCUGUUGUAUAACAGGUAAAGGAAAAGAUAACCAAAGAUCAGUGAUAAAAAAUGACCAACUGUAGAUUUAUCAAUUCAUCAACAAACUUGACGGUUACUUAUCGUUUAUAAAACGAUAUACUCCCAUCAAAUUAUUACAAUUUCAUUGCAUAAAAGAUUUUAAUAAGAAAUAAUAUAAUUGU